AUGAAUCAACAGCAGGAGCCGCAACAGCAGCAGGAGCCACAACAGCAGAAGCAGGAGCCACAACAGCAGCAGCAGCAACAACAACCAUCAUCACAACUACAAAUGAAUGAUGACCAAAAAAUGUCCAAUGAACAAACUGAUACAGAUGAUUGUCAGUCGAAUAAAGAAUUUUUUGUGAAGAUCCGUGGCAUAUUAUGGUCAACUACAGCUGAUGAAAUAAUCAAAUUUUUAAGCACAUUGGGUGAAGCAAAGGUUAAAGGUGGUGCUUCUGGAGUACAUUUUACUAUGACUAGAGAAGGAAAACCUAGUGGUCAAGCUUAUGUUGAAAUGGAAUCCGAAGAAAAUCUUAAGGCUGCUCUUGAGAAAGAUGGAGAGCAUAUGGGCAGUCGUCCCUUUGAAGUAUUUCCAUCAAAGCGUUCAGAAAUGGAACGGGUUUUUAAAAAAACUGGUUCAACACUUGACAGUAAACUAUAUGAUAAUUGUGUUCGCUUAAGAGGUCUUCCCUUUGAUUCUACUGUGGAUGAAAUUGUAGAAUUCUUCCAAGGGUUGAAGAUGACACCAGACGGUAUAACCAUGCCAACCGACUUCACGGGGCGGAGUACAGGGGAAGCUUUUGUACAAUUUGUAAGCCGAGAGAAUGUAGAGGAAGCUCUGCAGAAACACACGGAGAAAAUAAGACACAGAUAUAUUGAGGUAUUUCGCAGUAGCUUAGCAGAAAUUCGCAACCAAGCACUGCAAAGAAGACCAAGACAAUUUCCAUAUUAUGACCGAAUAGAUUGUUUUUGUGGUGGCAGAGGAUGGUACUUUGAUAUGUCCAUGAGAACUGGACGUAAUAUGAAGUAUUUUGGCAGUGGUAGAAGUAUGGGUGGACCAAGAGGCGGUGGCAGAGGUGGCCAUGGUAUGAUGGAAGGCAGUAGUGGAGGUGGCAGAGGAGGAUGGAAUAGUAAUAACUGGAAAUCUCCACCAAGUAGACCAUUACAUGUUGUAAAUAUGAAAGGAUUACCUUUUAAAGCAAAUGAGGAUGAUAUAGUUACAUUUUUUGGACCAUUGGAGCCCGUUGAUAUAUAUUUUCUUUUCAAUAACAAUUAUCGACCAUCUGGAGAAGCAAAUGUUGAAUUUGUCAGCAUAGAAGAUGCAGUAUUGUCAAAAGAUAAUACAUUUAUGCAACAUAGAUGCAUUGAACUGUUUAUGUUAGAUAUCUAA
This is a messenger RNA of Metopolophium dirhodum (rose-grain aphid), 1203 nucleotides long. Its product is annotated as heterogeneous nuclear ribonucleoprotein H2-like. The transcript is spliced from 8 exons. Gene Ontology annotation, biological process: regulation of RNA splicing. Bases 1 to 1203 code for a protein of 400 amino acids. NCBI's taxonomy places the organism in Eukaryota, Metazoa, Arthropoda, Insecta, Hemiptera, Aphididae. Gene Ontology annotation, cellular component: nucleoplasm; ribonucleoprotein complex. Gene Ontology annotation, molecular function: RNA binding. The record is from RefSeq and is a predicted model, not a curated record.